AUGUCUUUAUACUUGAUGUUUGGUGGAUUGGAGCAACAACAACACGAGCAUCCGCUUGAACUUGUUGAUUUGCAACCAAAUUAUCCGUGGUACAAAGAAUAUGAAGAAGAUGAUGAUGAUGACGACGACGAAUAUACAGAAUGGGACUUUUGUAGUCCAUGUAAUCUAUGUGGGAAAAAUAUUUAUUUGUACCAACGAUAUUAUUACAAAUGUAGUCGCAAUUCAUGUGACUUCUUUCUCCACAAAUGGUGUGGAGAGCUUUCCAAAAGGAUAAGUCUUAGAUCACAUUCUGAUCGUUGUUUUGAUGGUACUAGGACUUUCAAUCAGAGUGGGUGGUACUAUGUUAUCUGUGAUAUUUGCAAAAUUUUUAAGGAACACGAAAAGAUUUAUGGAUGUGAAAACGGGAAAGAUUAUGAAGAGAGUGAUUAUCCUUAUAAUAUCCUCAAUCUCCCAUUCCGGGAUGAAACUGACAGCAUACAAAAACAACUAUUUUUGAAAGAAACCUCAGCUCAUGGUAAUUUUAAAGAUAACCACCGGUUAAUCGACAAUAAAUGUCAUCAACACCCACUACGCCUCAUCCAUAGUCGUAAUAUUUCAAACCACACAUCGUCCAACAUCAGUCUACAUAACCCGAGGGAAAAGGUUGAACUAUUAUGUGACGGGUGCGUAAGACCCAUCUCGAGUAUGCCAUUUUUCCAAUGCACCCAUCAUGGUUGCUCGUCGUUUGUUCUCCACGAGUGGUGCACCCGUUUACCCCCUAAGUUGAAAAAUCACUUUGCUCAUGAUCCACAACAUACUCUCACUCUCCUACCAAAAGUCCCUGUAGGCUUUGGGGUGUUCAAAUGUCAUGUUUGCCUGUCUAAGUGUAACGGGUUUGCCUAUGGUUGCGAAAGAUGUAAAGACUUCUACAUUGAUGUUACUUGUGGAUUCAUGCCCGAAGCAAUCACACAUGAAGCUCACCCAAAUCACCUCUUUUUGAGAGUUAAGUAUUAUGAAGCAAGCCGUUGUUUCGCAUGUGCAAAUGAUAUCUAUGAUACAUUUACAUAUAAAUGUCGCACCUGUAAAGAUGUUUAUCUACAUCCAGAAUGUGCUUUGUUAUUACCCAAGACAAUCACGCACAAGUAUGACAGCCACCCCAUGAAGUUGAGCUACAUGCCAAUCGAGAACCACAAGAGUGAAUACUUUUGUGAAAUUUGUGAGGAGAAAUUCGACCCAAAGACAUGGUUCUAUCACUGUUCUAACAAGUGUGCCCAGUCUCUGCAUACCGCAUGUGCACCGGUGAUACUUCAAAGUGAAAAACAGACUUCAAGGUUUAAAUGCGGGGUUUAUGGGUAUGUGAAUAUAAAGUUUGGAAGAGUAGUUGAUAACAUAAAAGGUCACUCACAUUCGCUUGUAUUUGCUCAAGGGGUCGACGACGAUGGAAGAUGCGUAAAAUGUAGAAAGGAGGCAAGGUGA
Molecule: messenger RNA, 1455 nt
Organism: Erigeron canadensis
Lineage: Eukaryota; Viridiplantae; Streptophyta; Magnoliopsida; Asterales; Asteraceae
Exons: 3
Coding region: 1-1455 (484 amino acids)
Source: RefSeq, a predicted model, not a curated record